Messenger RNA from Exaiptasia diaphana, 1939 nucleotides. RefSeq names its product methyltransferase-like protein 25. The transcript is spliced from 10 exons. Lineage: Eukaryota; Metazoa; Cnidaria; Anthozoa; Actiniaria; Aiptasiidae. Bases 61 to 1824 code for a protein of 587 amino acids. The record is from RefSeq and is a predicted model, not a curated record.
CUGAGGAAGACUGGAAAGAGGAAAUUGGUGAUCGUAAUAUGAACUAUCUAGUUUUUCAAGAUGGCGGACGAGAAGAUGCAUCUURACCAUGUAAAAUCAGAUUUACAUCGCAUGAAAGAGUUCCUGGCUUCAAAAUUACUGAUCAUCAAUGCUCAUAAUGUUGAUUUCUUUACUAAGAACUUGUGGGAGACAUGCUUGCCYAAAGAGAUUCGCGAUGAUCUUGAAAAACUAUCUGAAGACGAAAUCGCAUCUCUGCCAUCGAAGUGCAUUCAGUGGAUAGAAAGGCCCGACGAUCUUGCAGUUGGAAGUUUAACUCGUUGUUCUAGCCUACUAAAGCUUUUUACUGAUAUACGCAACCACCACUUAAAGACUUUAUCUUACGUAAAAAAGAGUGAAUAUUUUGAAGGAUUAGCUGAAGACAGUGUUUUGACGUCGUUUAUGAUGUCUCCUAAGAAAUCGUACGAAGUCGGAGUAAUGUCAAAAGCUGUUCAUGAUAUAKUACAAAAUACCAAAGCGACAAAGGUUAUUGAUCUUGGCAGUGGAAAAGGCUAUCUUAGCCAGUACUUAUCCUUGCGACACCAUAUUAAUGUUGUUGGUGUGGAUUCUAGUGAUUCAAAUACAAAGAAUGCUGAAAAGAGAAACACAAAAACAUUAAAAGUCUGGCAUUUCCUCCUUAAAAAAGUCAAUACAAAAAUUGGUGGUGAUACUGAGAGAGGUUUAGCUGAAUUGACCAAACAUAAUGAUGGUGAAACUAUAUGUGAUCAUGUCCUUGAAAGGGAAAAUAGCCCUAUCAACACAAUAACACAGAGAGAUUCUACGGCAAUAACUGAUUUACAAACAAGAGAUAAAAAUAACACUGAUCUAGCACACAGUAUGAGUGUUAGCACAACAAAUGAUUCAUCCACAAUAUGUGGUAUGUCAAAUGAUAAUUCAAAUGAAACWGUAUUAGAUACAUGUAUUAAUAGCAAGGCAUCAAGCAGUGAAAAUGCUGGUAACAUUGAUGCUUAUAUUACAAAAUCAAGUAAAUUAACUUCUUACCAAGCUAUUACUGGGUUUGUCAGUAGUGAAAUAAAGAUAGUACAACAGCUUGGUAGUCUUACAGACAAAGAAAGCAAGGAAAGACUUGUUCUUGUUGGCUUACAUACUUGUGGAGACCUUGCACCUACAGCAAUAAAGAUAUUUUUGAAUGACUGUCAUGUGAAAGGUCUUUGUCUUGUUGGAUGUUGCUAUCACUUACUCUCUCAACCAACUUGUACAGAAUCCUCACCACAAGAGGAGUAUGAAGUUAAUGAAUAUGGCUUUCCAGUCAGUGAAUACUUGAAAAAGGAGAAUUUCAGACUAAGCAGGAAUGCAACAAUGGUUGCACAGCAGGCUGCUGAUAGACUUGCAUCUGCUGGCAAGAUUCCACCAAAAAGCAUACUAUACCGCUCCAUAUUACAGGUCAUAUUAAAAGAAAAGUUUGGCUUGGAUACUACGGGGAUGCAUGUUGGAAGAAUUGGAGCCAAAUGCAAAUCUUUUCAGGAAUAUAUUAACAAAUCAUUCAAGAAACUUGACUUGUCAUGUGAUCAGAUCACAGAUGAGGAAAUUGAGUCUUUUUAUCAACGAUUUGAAGAACAAGAAUAUCAGAUAAUGGCAUUCCAUCAGCUGAGAGCAUGUAUAGCACCUUGUAUUGAAAGUCUGUUUUUGAUUGACAGACUGUGUUAUCUUCUUGAGCAAGGAGUGGGUAAUGCAAGAAUUGUAGCACUGUUUGACCCAGUCAAAUCUCCAAGAUCGUAUGCAAUUAUGGCAACAAAGGAAGAACAGCAAAUUUUAAAUURAUACUAGUAUUUUUAAAAAUGUAACURAAUUGCAAUGUGAAUGAAUCAAGUUUUAAAGUUUUCAGAUUUUCACAAAAAUGUCAGAGWAUUGWACGAAUUAGAAUAAAAAAGUGAAACAAUGC